Malus domestica (apple) is the source of this 3107-nucleotide messenger RNA. RefSeq lists its product as uncharacterized. The record is from RefSeq and is a predicted model, not a curated record. Lineage: Eukaryota; Viridiplantae; Streptophyta; Magnoliopsida; Rosales; Rosaceae. Gene Ontology annotation, molecular function: ATP hydrolysis activity; endonuclease activity; ATP binding. Gene Ontology annotation, biological process: negative regulation of DNA recombination; mismatch repair.
CGCUGCCAGAAGAGUCUGAAUAUUACCGUUUCUUUCCCUCCACAGUUUUCUUCCGAGCGGAUAAAAUGCAAAAACCCUUCGUCUCAAACCCACCAAUUCCGCCAUGUUCAACUCACUGAGUCAACUCGUUCCCUCACUCGCUCCUCUACCGCAAUUCACCGCCAACCUCUUCUUGGCCCGAGCCCUCAAACCCACCGCCGCCGCCGCCACUGCCUCCUUCUCGCUCUCCAACUCGGCCGAGUCGCACUCCAGCCGACUCAGCCUCGCGCAUUCCCUCCAAUCCGAAACCCUAGAAACCCUAGAAUGGGCCUCGGUCUGCAAGCAGCUCUCGGCGCUGGCGUCCACAGCCAUGGGCUUCUCGACCGCGCAGAAGGCCCGGGUUCCAGUCGGCCGGACCAAGGAGGAGAGCCAGAAGCUUCUCGAUCAGACGGCUGCCGCGGUGGAUGCCAUCGCGGCCGUCGGUUCUCCACCCUCGGAUUUCUCGGCCAUCGAGAACGUCUCGGAUAUCGUGAGCUCCGCCGUCUCAGGCAAAUUGCUUACCAUUAACGAGCUCUGCGCUGUGCGCAGGACGCUGACUGCCGCGAAGGGAUUGUUCGAAAAAGUGAAGGGCUUGGAUUUGGGUGCAGAUUGUACGGACAGGUACUUGCCCCUGAUCGAAAUACUCAAGGAUUGUGAUUUCCUAGUAGAGUUAGAGAAAACGAUAGGAGUAUGUAUAGAUUGCAAGCUUUCGAUAAUACUUGACACGGCUAGCGAAGACUUAGAGAUCAUUAGGUCAGAGAGGAAGAGGAACAUGGAAAAUCUGGAUUCUUUGCUGAAGGAAGUGUCAACCCAGAUUUUUAAAUCGGGCGGCAUUGAUAGCCCUUUGGUGACUAUGCGGAGGGCUAGGAUGUGCGUUGGUGUUAGGGCCACGCACAAACAUUUGCUUCCGGGUUGCAUAGUUUUGGAUGCUAGUAGUUCUGGAGCAACAUACUUUGUGGAACCUAAAGAGGCGGUGGAGUUGAACAACAUGGAAGUGAGGCUUUCGAAUGCUGAGAGAGCUGAGGAAAUCGGCAUUUUGAGCUUCCUUACAUCUGAAAUUGCGAAAUCGGAAGUACUGAUAAUGUAUUUGUUAGAUAAAGUUUUGGAAGUGGAUCUUGCUUUUGCUAGAGCUGCUUAUGCUCUGUGGAUGAAUGGGGUAUGUCCAAUUUUUAGUUCCAAGGACCUGUAUUCUGGUGGGGCUGGUUUUCUGGCAGCUGUAGAUAUAGAAGGGCUGCAACAUCCAUUGCUCGUUGAGUCAUCCUUAAAAAAUUUGUCUGAUGAUUUUGCAUCAAGAAAUCCACUUUUCUCCAACAACGGAAAUGGUGUAAAAAUGAUUUCUGGAAGUUUAUCUGGUCGUACAUCUGAUUUUCCAGUGCCAAUAGAUAUCAAAAUUGGAUGUGGAACCAGAGUGGUUGUAAUCUCAGGACCUAAUACUGGGGGGAAAACAGCUUCCAUGAAAACUUUGGGCCUGGCAUCUCUCAUGUCGAAGGCUGGCAUGUAUCUGCCUGCUAAAAACCACCCAAGGCUUCCGUGGUUUGAUCUUGUUCUGGCUGAUAUUGGAGAUCAUCAGUCUCUUGAGCAAAAUCUCUCAACUUUUAGUGGGCACAUUUCACGGAUUCGUAAUAUAUUGGAAGUGGCCUCAAAAGAAUCACUUGUCCUCAUUGACGAAAUUGGCAGUGGAACCGAUCCUUCAGAAGGUGUGGCUCUUUCCGCCAGCAUCUUGCUAUAUCUCAAAGAUCGUGUUGACUUAGCCGUUGUGACUACUCACUAUGCGGAUUUAAGUCGCCUGAAAGAAAAGGAUAAUCAAUUUGAAAAUGCAGCCAUGGAAUUUUCUCCAGAAACCUUACAACCUACUUACCGGAUCCUGUGGGGAAGUACUGGUGAUUCAAAUGCAUUGAGUAUUGCUAAAUCCAUCGGUUUCAAUCAACACGUAAUUGAGCAUGCACAGAAAUGGGUGCAGAGGUUAAUGCCUGAAAAGCAACAGGAGCGAAAAGGUUUGCUAUAUCGGUCGUUAGUAGAGGAAAGAAACAGACUGGAAGCUCAGGCCAAAAUGGCUGCAUCUCUUCAUUCAGAUAUCAUGGACAUUUAUUGUGAGAUUCACGACGAAGCAGAAGAUCUUGAGUUGCGCAAGAGAGCUCUUAUGGCAAAGGAAACACUACAGGUUCAGCAAGAAGUGCAGGCUGCAAAAUCCCAAAUGGAGACUGUGCUGAAGGAGUUUGAUAACCGACUCAAAAUUGCUGCUGCUGAUCAAUUGAAUUUGCUGAUUAGGAAAUCAGAAGCUGCAAUUGCAUCUGUCGUUGAAGCUCACUCUCCUGAGGAUGAUCUGUUGGUUAGUGAGACAUCUGCUACGUCAUUUACACCCCGAUUGGGAGAGCAAGUUUAUUUGAAGAGACUGGGAGAUAAGAUAGCUACUGUAGCUGAAGCACCUGGAGAUGAUGGGACAGUCCUUGUACAAUAUGGUAAAAUAAAGGUUCGCUUGAAGAAGAGCGAUAUUAGAGCUAUCCCUAGCGCUGAUAAGAAUGCCACGCCUAGUUCUGUCCCACGUUUGAAGCAGCAGGUUGGGCGGAGUCGUAAUGGGGAAACCGAAGGUGGGGAGGUAUCCUAUGGGCCAGCGGUACAAACGUCAAAGAACACAGUGGAUCUCCGUGGCAUGAGGGUGGAGGAAGCUUCUUACCUCCUGGACAUGGUCCUGUCUGGUAGAGAGUCUCAAUCAGUUAUCUUUGUCAUACAUGGAAUGGGCACAGGGGUGGUUAAAGAGAGAGCACUUGAGAUUUUGAAAAAACAUCCACGAGUAGCCAAGUACGAACCGGAGAGCUCAACGAAUUACGGUUGUACAGUUGCUUACAUCAAGUAAAAACGAUAGUCAACUGAUCGGUUUUUGUUUUAUGCCGGGUUGAAGUGUCCGCACACUUUUGUAAAUCUUAAUCUGCAAUCUGCGAUGGAUAUGGGUUACAGAAACCUGAUCUUGAACAUGAGACUCCGGCAUAUAUUUUCCGGUCAGUUCAUGGGGGAUUGAUUCCUUUUGGUUGAUUGACUCUUUCCCACAAGCAUUGAUGUGAAUACUAUUGACACAAUUUGGAUUUCGUAGA